Molecule: messenger RNA, 1380 nt
Organism: Arvicanthis niloticus (Nile rat)
Lineage: Eukaryota; Metazoa; Chordata; Mammalia; Rodentia; Muridae
Gene: Naxd
Product: NAD(P)HX dehydratase
Biological process (GO): metabolite repair
Molecular function (GO): ATP-dependent NAD(P)H-hydrate dehydratase activity
Source: RefSeq, a predicted model, not a curated record
UCCGCUGGACUGCCAUGGGCGUCCGCUGUGUGGCAAUCCGCGCCUGCGGGCGAGGUAAGAUCGAUACCGCCGUCCCGCGAAUGGCGGUUCGCGCGUGUAGGGUUGCGGCGGCCGUGGUGGCGCUGCUCUCCGCCGCGAUCGCGCUCCAAUGGUCGCCGCUGCACGCAGUUUUACAAAGAGCAUUGUCCCUCCAUACAGCACACACGACAGAGGACAUGGAAAACCUUUUUCAGUUGGUGAGAAACACUGUGCCUGCUCUGACGUCGAAGAAACACAAGGGGCAAGAUGGAAGGAUAGGCAUAGUCGGAGGCUGUCAAGAGUACACAGGAGCACCAUAUUUUGCAGGAAUCUCAGCUCUGAAAGUGGGUGCAGAUUUGACCCACGUCUUCUGUGCCAGAGAAGCCGCGCCAGUGAUCAAGUCCUACAGCCCAGAGCUGAUCGUCCACCCAGUCCUUGACAGUUCUAAUGCUGUUGAGGAGGUGGAGAAAUGGCUCCCCAGGCUGCAUGCCCUUGUCGUGGGUCCUGGCCUAGGUAGGGACGACAUUCUUCUCAACAAUGUCAGGGGCAUUUUGGAAUCAACCAAGGCCAGAGACAUCCCUGUGGUCAUUGAUGCGGACGGCCUGUGGCUGAUUGCUCAGCAGCCGGCCCUCAUCCAUGGUUACCAGAAGGCCGUGCUCACCCCCAACCACGUGGAGUUCAGCAGACUCUGGGAAGCUGUGCUCAGUAGUCCUAUGGACACCAAGAAUCUCAGUGAAUCCACACUGAAGCUCAGCCAGGCCCUGGGGAACAUCACAGUGGUCCAGAAAGGAGAACAGGACCUCAUCUCCAAUGGCCAGCAGGUGCUCGUGUGCAGCCAAGAAGGCAGCAGUCGCAGGUGUGGCGGGCAAGGUGAUCUCCUGUCCGGCUCCCUGGGUGUCAUGGUGCACUGGGCCCUCCGUGCUGGACCAGAGAAAACAAACGGCUCCAGCCCGCUCCUGGUGGCUGCCUGGGGUGCUUGCACACUCACAAGGGAGUGUAACCAUCAGGCCUUCCAGAAGUAUGGACGCUCCACAACCACAACCGACAUGAUCACCGAGAUAGGAACUGCCUUCAGCAGGCUCUUCACCACCUGAGCUGGUGCAGACUCAGGUGCCACAGACUGAGUCCUCCAUCUGCCUUGGGCCCAGCAGCACUUGGUACUUGAUGGAUUUUAGGCUGAACUAGCUGAUAGAGGAUUUAGGUUGUAACCAUCUAUUCGGACUAACCAGAGUUGAGAUGUUAACAACAACAUGAAUCUUGUCUUCCAUGGUUUUCUUGUCUUCUCAGAAACAGCUGAGAAGAAAAUGAGAAUAAAAUUCCUCCCAGCAGCCCAACUGGAUCUGGGCUUGCUCUGAGACAGGA